This is a messenger RNA of Copidosoma floridanum, 2086 nucleotides long. RefSeq names its product putative ATP-dependent RNA helicase DDX43. The record is from RefSeq and is a predicted model, not a curated record. Lineage: Eukaryota; Metazoa; Arthropoda; Insecta; Hymenoptera; Encyrtidae. Gene Ontology annotation, molecular function: RNA binding; ATP binding.
CAACAGCAGAGUGGAACAAAAAUUUAUGUGGAUUAAUAAGGAGUGUAUUAAAGGAAACAAUACUCUCAUUACUGUUAUUGGUUCUAAAGAUGCACAAGAGCAGUUGAAAUCUAUGAUUGAAAGCUUAUUGAACAGCAAAGUGAUGGAACCACAUGAAUGUGAAACUCAGAAUGACGAUUGCAGUAAUCCUGAUUAUAGUAAAUGUGAUGAUUCAAACAGUAUUAACACUAUUACUGAUAUCGAUUGGACUGUAGCAGCCAAAGAAUGCGAAGAGUAUCAGCAAAAACAGUGGGCUACUUAUCCUGACGUUAAAAAAAAUUUCUAUAUAGAAGAUCCUGAAGUAGCUAACAUGACAAAAGAGGAAGUGGAAAAAAUUAGGCUGGAAAAUAAUGACAUCAAUGUUGCGCACACCUUUGAAACAGACACGAUAACGGACCAUCACAUUCCCAAUCCUGUACAAACAUUUGAACAAGCUUUUAAACACUAUCCAGAUAUACUAGUGGAAAUAGAAAAACAAGGCUUUGAAAAACCAAGUCCCAUUCAAUGUCAAGCAUGGCCAAUACUCCUAAGCGGCAAAGACAUGAUAGGUAUUGCUCAAACUGGCACAGGAAAAACCCUUGCAUUUCUUUUGCCUGCUUUAUUACAUAUUGAUAAUCAAGAAAUUCCUAGAAGUAAGAGAUCUGGCCCUACAGUGCUUGUGAUGGCACCUACACGAGAAUUGGCUUUGCAAAUUCACAAAGAAGUGAAAAAGUACGACUAUCACGGCAUCAGGGCAGUGUGCGUGUAUGGCGGAGGUAAUAGAUCAGAACAAGUUAAAAUGCUUUCAGAGGGAGUAGAAAUCGUGAUCGCCACACCGGGAAGACUUAAUGAUCUUGUGCAAACAGAUUACUUGGAUGUUAAAGGUGUAUCUUAUUUAGUUUUGGAUGAAGCUGAUCGUAUGCUGGAUAUGGGCUUUGAGCCCCAAAUUAGAAAAACCUUGCUGGACGUGAGACCCGAUCGUCAAUCUAUUAUGACAAGCGCUACUUGGCCUCCUGGUGUAAGACGACUUGCUACAUCUUAUAUGAAGAAUCCAAUCACAGUUUGCGUUGGAUCAAUGGACUUGAAGGCUGUGCAUUCAGUUACGCAAAAGGUAUACAUUGUGAACGAAGACGAAAAAAUAGAUCUGUUGAAGGAAUUCUUCCAAAAUAUGACCCUAGAGGACAAAGUAAUUGUAUUCUUUGGAAAAAAAGCCAAAGUUGACGAUUUGGGAAGUGAUUUAGCUCUACAUGGUGUGAAAUGCCAAAGUAUUCAUGGAGAUCGUGAACAAUGCGACAGAGAACAAGCUUUGGCGGAUAUUAAAAGUGGUGACGUUCGUAUACUUCUUUCUACUGAUGUAGCAAGCAGAGGAAUCGAUAUAGAAGAUAUAACUCAUGUUUUUAAUUACGACUUUCCUCGAGAUAUCGAAGAAUACGUACAUAGAGUAGGAAGAACUGGUAGAGCUGGUCGUACUGGUGAAAGUAUUUCUUUAUUCACGCGCAGGGACUGGGCCUUAGCCAAAGAGCUAAUAAAAAUUCUAGAAGAAGCAGAACAGGAGAUACCACAAGAACUGUACAGUAUGGCUGAUCGUCAUGAUGAGAUGCAGAAAAGAAAAUCUGAGGAACGAGAUGGAAGAAGAUAUGGAAGUAGCAGAGGUGGAAAUAGAGGAGGAAGAAAUGGUAGUGAUCGUUUUGGAGGAAGAUGGUAGUCAUUAAAUAGUACUUGUUUCAAAAAUACUCAGUAUUUUUACGAAUUAACAGAUUUUUUUAUAAAACUUUUUAACUGAUCGAUUUGUUGAAUUUGUUGAUGCAAAAUUAUGAAUGUGUUCACAGCAUGAUCAUCAUGCUACUAUGGGAUAAUAAUUUUUAUAUUUAAAAAAAUUUUUAAUUUAAGUAAUAUUACCUAUAAUGAAUUAUGUACACUCUAUUUUUUUAAUAUGAUUUACUUAUUUUUUACUGGUUAUUAAUAACUUUGUUGCAAUUGCUAUCUAAAGAAAAAACUGUUAGCAAAUCUGUGAUAAAAUGUAAAAGUUUGUAAAUUUAAUUACAGUAGUUCCCUGUCAAAGUAAAUG